AUGAUCCCCCCAGUGGAAGUCUCUCCCCUGAUCAAGUUCACCAGGAACUCAGCAUUGCUACUUGGAAUGAUCUAUGGAAAGAAAAGAUAUGACUACUUGAAGCCUAUUGCUGUGGAGGAAAGAAGAAUAGAAGAGGAAGAGAUGAAGAAGCAUGAAGAAAUGGAAUGCAUUGCAAAAGCACUGGCAGAAGCUAGCAAUGAUACAAUACAAAAAUAA
Eublepharis macularius is the source of this 216-nucleotide messenger RNA. RefSeq names its product ATP synthase subunit e, mitochondrial-like. Gene Ontology annotation, molecular function: proton transmembrane transporter activity. The transcript has a single exon. The record is from RefSeq and is a predicted model, not a curated record. Gene Ontology annotation, biological process: proton motive force-driven ATP synthesis. Lineage: Eukaryota; Metazoa; Chordata; Lepidosauria; Squamata; Eublepharidae. Bases 1 to 216 code for a protein of 71 amino acids.